Molecule: messenger RNA, 1748 nt
Organism: Dioscorea cayenensis subsp. rotundata (Guinea yam)
Lineage: Eukaryota; Viridiplantae; Streptophyta; Magnoliopsida; Dioscoreales; Dioscoreaceae
Product: F-box/LRR-repeat protein 14-like
Exons: 10
Coding region: 684-1634 (316 amino acids)
Biological process (GO): SCF-dependent proteasomal ubiquitin-dependent protein catabolic process
Cellular component (GO): SCF ubiquitin ligase complex
Molecular function (GO): protein binding
Source: RefSeq, a predicted model, not a curated record
UCAAGGUAAGUGAUACUUUAUUGCAUAAAAUUCUAAAAACUUAAAAAUGCUUUUGCAAAUGUCACUUGGAUGAUCAACACAGUUGAUGUUGCAUGCUUCUAAUGAUGGUUUUAGUGAAGGUUAGACUUGCAUUAAUUUCAAUGUUGAAAUGGAAAGCUUAUUAAAGGUAAGCAGAUCAAGAAUUAUGUUAGAAUUCAGUUUUUAAAGUGUAAAUAAAGGAUUAUUAUUAGGUUGUUAAUGCUUUCUAUCCUUGGAUUGCAUCUUUUUAGCCUUGUGGUUGUGCCUUCAACUUGUUUAGUUUUUCUACAUCUAAUUAUAGAUUUUCUUCACUAAGCAGCUGCUCAGCAAGUACCUAAAGAUUUCAGCUUCUUUCAUUUUAUUUAAAAGUCCAGGCAUCUACUGAUCUGCCUAUUGGUUUUUAUUUAUCUGAAAUCUACUUUUGUAGUUUAACACAAUGGUUAGAGUUAUCAUUUUAUACUUUGCAAAGUAGAUAUUGGCCACAUAAAAUUUUUGGUUGUAUUCUGACUUUUUUUUUCAUUUUCUUGCAUGAAUCCUCAUGCCCUCUUUCUUCUUUUUUCUACUUGUAUGAGCCUUUCAACUUCAAAUUUUCACUUUUGGUUAAGCAUUGCCAUAUAUACAUGUAUUAACUUGGUUCAGGUUUAACAAAUUUAAACGAGCUAAAGAUGUCAUGUACUAAAGUCACAGAUUUUGGUAUUCCAUACUUGAGGGGUUUGCAUGAACUUUCUUAUCUAGACUUGCUGGGUUGCCCUGUGACUUUUGCUUCGCUGGAAACUAUCUCAGGUUUUACUUCUUUGUUGCAAUUAAAUCUCAAUCGAUGUGGUCUAUCUGACGUGGGGUGUCAGAAACUUUCUGAUCUUAUUCAGUUGAAGGACCUUAAUCUGGGGUACAACAGAAUCACCGAUGCAUGUUUGAUAAAUUUAAAAGGCUUAAUUAACCUGGAGAGUUUGAACUUGGAAUAUUGUCGAAUUAGUUCUGAAGGUCUGUUGAGCAUCGAAGGACUGACAUCACUGAGAACUUUGGAAUUGUCAGAAACGGCAGUGGAGGCACUCAGUCAUCUUUCUGGUUUGCACAAUUUGGAGAAUCUCAAUCUGUCUUGCACUUUGGUCAAUGAUAACAGUUUAGCUGCAUUAUCUACUUUGACAUCCCUUAAGUCACUUAAUCUGGGCGAUCUUCUGCUUACUGAUGUAGGCCUGCCUUUUCUUUCAAGUCUCAUUGGAUUGACUCAUCUGGAUUUAUCUGAUUACCUAUUUGAUGGUUUUGGAUUGGACAACUUAAAAUGCUUCACGAAUCUGCAGUCCCUUGAGAUUUGCGACGGUUUUCUUGAUGAUCACUACGUGGACAGCAUCAAGGGCCUUACCUCGCUUAACCUGUUAAAUCUGUCUUUUAACAUUGGGUUCACAGAUAGAACAUUGGAAAGUAUUUCUGGAUUGACUGCCUUGUGUUUGCUGAACCUAACAUAUAAUACCGACAUAACUGAUGCUGGUCUGCGUCAUCUUACACCAUUGAAGAAUUUGAGAUCACUUUAUCUGGAUUUCACCCAAGUGACUGCCGGUGAGCUAAGGAGACUUCACCGUGAUGUUCUUCCAAAUCUGGUAAUUUUUCAACCACGCUAAUGUGAUGUUCUGGUCAAACAAAACCUGAAAUAAACUGCAGAUAUGGAUGCAAUCUUGCUAAUGUUUUGCAUGUAGUAUUACUUAAGGCUUGGGAUUUGUGUUGGUUUGUCUGAA